GAAAGAACCGGUAAAGAUAUGACAUUGUUGAAUCGAUAAAGAAAUUCAUAGAAGCUCAAGAACAAUAACCCCUCCUAAAACCCUAGCGCGAAGAAGAUCGAGAUGCAACGAUCUCUCGCCAGAAGUGUUUAUCUCUGUUCGCGCAGUUUGUUAACACCGAACCCUUACCCCGCUACCUCUUCAUUUUGGCCCAUCUAUAGGCGUUUCACAUCCAAAAGCCCUAAUCAACCUCCUGCUGAAUCAAAUUCGGGUCAUACCAAUGACAAUAACCUUCAAGACGAAGAUGAUAUCAGCAAUAAGGCGUUGAAAAAGCAGAUAGAUAGAUUCUUUGAAGGAGACGAAGAAGCAUUCCCAUCAAUAUUUGAAGCCAUAUUGAAAAGGAAGUUGACUGGAAAAAGUGAGGAAUCAGAUGAGGAAUGAAUGAAUGAACUUCAAGCCCAGCCUAGACAGCAUGAUGUUGUUGAUAAGGAGUCCGACUCCAAUUGAGUUGAAGCGCAGAGUAUCAAGUUUUUGUAUAUUCAUGAUUCCGUCAUUGUAAUUGCAUAAACUCUAGAUGGCCUAAUACCUUUGAAUAGGGGUGGACAUAGUUUGGGCAAACCCGAAAUUCAAAUUCAAAUCCGAACUUUUUGGAUUUUUGAUUUGGAUUUUCGAAUUGCGGAUUGGAUUUUGGA
Messenger RNA from Nicotiana tabacum (common tobacco), 671 nucleotides. The record is from RefSeq and is a predicted model, not a curated record. Lineage: Eukaryota; Viridiplantae; Streptophyta; Magnoliopsida; Solanales; Solanaceae.